Messenger RNA from Penicillium griseofulvum, 4851 nucleotides. Its product is annotated as SEC7-like, alpha orthogonal bundle. Gene Ontology annotation, molecular function: guanyl-nucleotide exchange factor activity. The transcript is spliced from 5 exons. Lineage: Eukaryota; Fungi; Ascomycota; Eurotiomycetes; Eurotiales; Aspergillaceae. The record is from RefSeq and is a predicted model, not a curated record. Gene Ontology annotation, biological process: regulation of ARF protein signal transduction. Bases 1 to 4851 code for a protein of 1616 amino acids.
AUGGUGUCACAACAGCGAGCAUCUUUUAUGAUGCUCGAUCCCACCAUGGACUCAUCCACACUUUCAAUUGCCAUCGACCCAGUGGCUUUGGUGACCACUGAAUGUAUCACCGUCACCUCGUCCAUGCGCAAGCAUGCCCGCUGGGCUCAUUCCUCAGUCUCCGCCAUCCUAGGAGGCAAUGGAGCCUCCCGUGUCUAUGAGCGGGAUAACUCUGCCCCCUCGAGCCCAGGUCCACGCAGAACAGGUCCAUCGACACCUCGCCCCGAUGAAGAUCAUGUAUUGGCCAGUCGGUGGGGUCUGCGAGGGAAGAAGGGGAAGAGCAUGCAGGACAACCCAUUGAUAUCGGCAUUUACCCGGCUGCGGAGUGAUCUGAAAGAUUGCAAAGACAUCCGAACUUUUGAUACCCCAGCUUUACUACAUCCAUUCCUACAGGUCGUUCGCUCCUCCUCGACCUCCGCCGCAAUUACCUCUAUCGCCUUGGUCUCCAUUACCAAGUUCCUCUCGUACAAUAUCAUCAAUCCGAAUUCUCCGCGGCUCCCAUUAGCGAUGCAGCUGCUUUCAGCCGCUAUUACACACUGCCGAUUCGAAGCUAGCGACUCGUCGGCGGACGAGAUAGUCCUGUUGCGAAUUCUGAAGUUGAUGGAAGGUAUACUUUCACGACCUGAAGGUGAACUUUUGGGCGACGAGAGCGUUUGCGAGAUGAUGGAAACCGGGUUGAGCAUGUGCUGUCAGGGUCGUCUGUCAGAGGUACUCCGGAGGUCCGCCGAAAUGGCAAUGGUGAAAAUGUGCCAGGUAAUCUUCAUGCGUCUGUCGCAUCUUGACCAAGAAGUGCCCGCAGGGCCAGAUCCAUUUGCGGGAGAAGAUACAAAGAAGGAUCCGCCAUCGCACCUGAAGAUGGACCCGUCAGUCAAUGGGGACACCGUCACAUCGCAGCACCUGUCAGCCAUCAGCGCAGACACAGCGGCCGCAGAACGGAACAGUACCAGUCGAGAGGGAUCACCCGAGCAGGCAGCAAACGGCAUCGCAGCAGCAGAACCACCGAGCCCGCAUGAUGACUCCGAAACCGAGCUUCAGCCCUAUUCCUUACCAUCCAUCAGGGAACUAUUCCGUGUCUUGAUCGACCUGUUGGACCCUCAUAACCGACAACAUACCGACGCCAUGCGCGUGAUGGCACUCCGAAUUAUCGAUGUCGCUUUGGAGGUAGCAGGCCCAUCCAUCGCUCGGCAUCCUAGUCUGGCUGCCCUGGCUAAAGACGAUCUUUGUCGAUAUCUCUUCCAGCUAGUGAGGUCAGAGCACAUUGCUAUUCUGACUGGCUCGUUGAGAGUGGCUGGUACCUUGUUAUCGACUUGUAGGCCUGUUUUGAAAUUACAGCAGGAACUUUAUAUUUCAUAUUUAGUGGCCUGCCUGCACCCUCGCGUAGAAAUACCGCGAGAACCCGGGAUCGAUCCAUCGCUAUAUGAAGGCAUUCCCCAAUCACCGAAGUUGGUGAAACAGCCGCCUACCCAGCCCAAUAGCGGCAGAGCCACACCUGUUCCUGUUCAAGAUCGACAGAAGUUGGGACUCGAAGGUGGAGCGAGAAGGCCCGAAGCCCGGGAGGCAAUGGUAGAAAGCAUUGGCAUGUUGUCACGCAUACCUAGCUUUAUGGUCGAGCUUUUCGUCAAUUAUGAUUCUGAAGUGGACCGAGCAGAUCUGUGUGAAGAUAUGAUUGGAUUGCUGUCUCGCAAUGCUUUCCCGGACUCUGCAACUUGGAGCACUACAAAUGUACCCCCAUUGUGUCUCGAUGCUCUUUUGGGAUAUGUGCAGUUCAUUCAUGACCGUCUGGAUGAUGAACCGGUCCAAGGAGACUAUCCUCCUCAGGAAACAUUGAAAAAACAACGAAACACGAAGAAACUCAUUAUCAAGGGAGCACAGAUAUUCAAUGAGGAUCCCAAGAAGGGAAUUGCCUUCCUUGUAGGCCAUGGUGUGAUUGAAGAUGCGAAUAAUCCUGUUCUGGUUGCUCGCUUCUUGAAGGGAACUACACGUCUGUCGAAGAAAGUCCUCGGAGAGUAUAUCUCCAAGCGUGGAAAUGAGGAGAUAUUAGGCGCAUUUGUGGACCUCCUUGACUUCUCAGGGCGCAAUGCAGUGGAAGCCCUCCGGGAACUGCUGAGUUCAUUCCGUUUACCCGGAGAAUCACCGCUUAUCGAGCGAAUUGUGACCAUUUUUUCGGAACAUUACAUGGAAAAGGUGAAUCCGGAUGCCAUCGCCGAUAAAGAUGCUCUGUAUGUUUUGACCUACGCCAUAAUCAUGCUCAACACCGACCUCUACAACCGCAACGUGAAGCCACAAAACCGUAUGACUUGCGCUUCAUUCGCAAGGAACUUGCGAGGUGUAAACGGAGGUGGAGACUUCGCGGAGGAAUUCUUGCAGGACAUCUACGAUUCUAUCAAGACAAACGAAAUCAUCUUGCCCGAUGAACACGAAAACAAGCAUGCGUUUGACUAUGCUUGGAAGGAACUAUUGCUGAAGUCCUCAUCUGCCGGCGAUGUCGUAGUUGGAGAGACCAACAUGUAUGAUGCCGAAAUGUUUGCCGCUACGUGGAAACCAGUGAUUGCGACCCUUUCAUAUGUCUUCAUGUCUGCGUCGGAUGAUGCCGUGUAUUCUCGUGUGGUCAAUGGCUUCGACCAGUGCGCGCAGAUCGCUGCCCGCUAUGGCUUGACUGAGGCGUUUGACCGUAUCGUUUUCUCCCUUGCAUCGAUCAGCACUUUGGCUACUAGCAACCCUCCAAGCACAACGCUCAACACAGAGGUCCAGGUAGGCCAGAAGAGCGUGAUGGUAAGCGAGCUAGCCGUCAAAUUUGGCCGAGAUUUCAGAGCACAACUGGCAACUGUGGUGCUUUUCCGAGUCCUCUCAACGAACGAGGCAACUGUCAACCAAGGCUGGGAGUACAUCGUCCGGAUCUUGAGUAACUUGUUCAUCAACUCUCUUAUUCCGCCAUUUGAUCCUGAACUCACCUCCGAACUUGAAAUCUCUCCAAUUCCGCUACAGCCUCCAUCACAGGUGGUUGAUCGGGAUGGACGCAACAAUGACACCGGAAUUUUGUCUGCAUUCACAUAUUACCUCUCAAGUUAUGCGGCGGAUGAUCCCCCUGAACCUUCUGAUGAAGAACUUGAUAACACACUUUGCACAGUGGAUUGUGUGACUGCGUGCUCAAUUUCCGAAAUCUUAACAAAUAUCAAAUCUCUCCCCUUGUCAUCAUUGGAGGUGCUCGUGGAGGCUUUGCUAUCCCUACUUCCCGAGGAGAACACACCUGCAGUCAUUGUCGUAAAACCCGAACGCCAUACACCAACGUCAAGGGCUGCUAAUAGCAGAGUUGAUCCUAACCAACCCAAAUAUGAUCCUUCAAUGAUCUUUGUUUUGGAAUUGGCGACGGUGCUCACUCUUCGUGACGAAAAGACCCUGGAGGUCCUUGGUGAAAAUCUGGCAACAACUCUUCAAACAUUGGUGCGCGAUGCGAAGAACCUCCAUCCGCUAACUGUGUCUCGCGUGGUUUCUUACCUCCUAAAUCUCUUGCGACUAAGCCAUGACCAACACUUCAUGCGGGUACCUGUUGUGCUUCACGCUAUUUCUGGAUUCGAUCAGGAUAUCUUGGAAACCGUGGCUGUGGCCACCGUCAAGGGUCUUGCCAGGUGCAUUGCUCAUACAGGCCGUCUACGAAACGAGAUCACAAUUUCUCCGGAUUUCUGGUCAAUCUUGCAAAGACUUCACCAACACGAGGCAGUUGCUUCUCUUGUCUUUGAUCUUCUACAGAGCAUUGUUGAGUCAAUGCCCGAUAUCAUCACAGCCGACAACUAUGAGUUCGUAGUCAGCCUGGCCAACGACUUCGUCAGCGCUGGGAGUGUGGGAUCUAUUGAAGAACGACACAGGGAUGCUCAGGCCCGUCGGAAUAAGGGGGUCAAACAAUCCAAGUCAAGUGAGAACCAAAUUGUGACUCGCGGUAUUAAGGCAAUCGGCCUGGUAUAUCAUCUGACUGGACGAGUCCCAGCUCUUAUCAAACAAUCUCACCUCGAGGAGAACGAAGGUAACGACCAAAUCUCUGAUUAUGGCAGCGAGUUUCUAAUAUGUGAAUUUCUAGCCUGGGCCGCCUACUGGUCUCCUAUUUUCCAGUCCUUGACCGGUCAAUGCAUCAACCCGUGCCGGGAUAUCCGACACCAUGCUAUUUCCACACUGCAGCGAUGUCUCCUAUCCGCUGAACUGAUCUCAAGCGACGACAAGGAGUGGACCAGUAUCUUCGAUGAAGUCCUAUUCCCGCUCGUCCUACUUCUUUUGAAGCCAGAGGUCUACCACUCCGACCCUGUUGGCAUGAGCGAGACCCGAUUCCAAGCCGCAACCUUGGUCUGCAAGAUCUUCCUGCGCUUCCUUGACCAGCUUCCUAACCGGGCGGGCAUGCUCCCUCUCUGGCUCAGGAUCCUGGACAUCCUGGACCGCAUGAUGAACAGUGGCCAGGGUGAUAGCCUGGCAGAAGCAGUCCCCGAAAGCUUGAAGAAUAUCCUCCUAGUCAUGGCCGAUGGAGGAUACCUCGUGUCCCCAUCCCAAGACCCAAGCAAGGAGGAAAUCUGGGUCGAAACCCGCAAACGCCUUGGCCGUUUCUUGCCCGAUCUCUUCUCGGAGAUCUUCCCCGAUGUUUCCAACGAGCCCGAAAAGUCUCCUCAGCACUCUGCCGUCUCCUCCCCCGAGGAGCCCCGUCAGACAGAGACGGUCACCGAGGCAGAACAGAAAAGCGAAGAGACUGCGCCCCGACAGGACAGCGAAGAAACAAAGGAUGCUGCCAAUGCCGAGAGUCAAUCUCAAGAGGCAGGGGAAAGUACCUCGUAA